UGGAAUUCGAGUCUAUUUUUGACACGGUAGUCCACCCCCAUCAUCCCCAGUCUUGCUCGGGACGCCGCACUCUGUCAUGACAACGCGCCGCCACCGCAUCAGCGACAAGGCGUUUUUGUCCUUCUUCAUCCCUAUCGCGUGUGUGUUGUUCGUGUCCGCCCCGGUAUUCGUGCUCAAGUCGUACGCUGAUCCGUUGCUAGAAACCACAGAGGGCGUGCCAGGCUUGUGGAGACAAAAGUUUAACUGGUGGUGGCAAAAGCAAGCGUGGCCUCUUCUUUUGCCCGUCACCACCGCCGGAAAGCCAUCCGACCCCGAGAUUCCGCUCGUGUUUUUACACGAAAAGUACCCGCACAAUGGCCAUAAAACGCUGCGCCUCCACGACAAAAAGUACUUGAAAAUGGCCGAAUCCAUGCAAAAGUCGAAAUAUCCGUCUGAAUUGGGCUAUGUGUACAUUUUCGACGCGAAAGACACGCGCGACUUGCCCAAGGGCGAAUUGAUUCAAGUCGACGGCUUUGAGUGGAAAGACGACGGAUGCUUGCUCUCGACGACUCGCAAACGGAGCUUUCGAAUCAAAAGCAUCCGCCGCGACCCGCACCAAGGCAUCAUGUAUGCCAAGGUCGAAUGGAUCUAACUAAAAACGAAUAAUACAUGAUUAAACAUGUUUUUGCUAGCCCAA
Aphanomyces astaci is the source of this 676-nucleotide messenger RNA. RefSeq lists its product as hypothetical. Lineage: Eukaryota; Oomycota; Saprolegniomycetes; Saprolegniales; Verrucalvaceae. The transcript has 5 exons. The record is from RefSeq and is a predicted model, not a curated record. Bases 77 to 631 code for a protein of 184 amino acids.